Calliphora vicina (urban bluebottle blowfly) is the source of this 3181-nucleotide messenger RNA. RefSeq names its product lysine-specific histone demethylase Su(var)3-3 (gene Su(var)3-3). Gene Ontology annotation, molecular function: chromatin binding; transcription factor binding; flavin adenine dinucleotide binding. Bases 137 to 2887 code for a protein of 916 amino acids. Lineage: Eukaryota; Metazoa; Arthropoda; Insecta; Diptera; Calliphoridae. The record is from RefSeq and is a predicted model, not a curated record. The transcript has 2 exons. Gene Ontology annotation, biological process: negative regulation of transcription by RNA polymerase II; positive regulation of transcription by RNA polymerase II. Gene Ontology annotation, cellular component: nucleus.
GAAGCUGCAAAUAAACAAAGCCUAUGAAUAGAAAAACGCGAAAAAAUCUUGUGAAAAUUUUAUUUUUUUAAUUAAACUGCAACAGAAAAAAACCUAUUUAUACGUAUAAUUAUAAACACAAAGUAAGGCAUACAAUAUGUCGAACAGCAAUACCGAUACGGGUGAUACUUUUCUAUCGAAUGAAAUGAACCAAUGUCUGAAUGAAACUUCACCUCUAACCACCGCUGCCGCUACUACUGCUGCUGAACCCAUAAUAUCCAAGGGAAAAUUAAUUACCAGUAAUAUAGAGCCCAUCGAAUGCGUGACACUUAUUAGCGAUGAUUCCGAUACAGAACCAUCACCAAAACGCAAACCGGCCGGCGGAGGAGGUAGUUUAAAUAAUAGUGCUAUAAAAAAAGGAACCGGUGAUGAGGAUUCCAAUGAUGCCCAGAGAACAGCCGAAGAAAGACGCACUAGUAGACGCAUUAAGCCUCGUGUUGAUUAUACUAAUAAAACGACUACCAAUAGCACUAACGACGAAAAACCCUCUACUCCCUCAGGUAAUUUGGGUAAUUCCUUGAUGGGUUCGAGUACUAAAUCUGAAACAAAGAAUAAAAAAUCCGACUCUUUAAAAAGUCCAUUUGCCAAAGAUAUAUCAGAUCCCCGAGAAGCAGCCGCAGCAGCUGCUGAAGCUUAUAAAGAGAUUUUGACCGGACUGGAAGGUGCCGCCUUUCAGUCGCGUUUGCCGUUUGAUAAAAUGACUUCUAAUGAGGCGGCCUGUUUUCCAGAUAUCACCAAGACAGGGCUAGUGGCCCAAAGAGUGUUCCUUAAUAUACGCAAUCGUCUAUUGCAAAUGUGGAUUGAAAAUCCCAAACAACAGCUGAUAUUGGAAAAUGCCAUUAAGGAUAUGGAACCGCCCUUUGACAGUGAUCCUAAUUUAGUAAAACGCAUACAUUCCUUUCUGGAACGCCAUGGUUUCAUUAAUUUUGGUAUUUUCAAGCGUUUGCGUGCUAUACCCACCAAAAAGCUGGGCAAAGUUAUUGUUAUAGGAGCGGGCAUUUCAGGUUUGGCAGCCGCCCAACAACUGCAGCAAUUUGGCAUGGAUGUUAUAGUUCUAGAGGCUAGAGAUCGUGUGGGCGGACGCAUAGCUACCUUUCGCAAGAACAACUAUAUAGCUGAUUUGGGUGCCAUGGUGGUAACGGGCGUUUGGGGCAAUCCCAUGACCAUCUUAAGCAAACAAGUUGGCAUGGAAAUGGUUCCUAUCAGACAAGCUUGUCCUUUAUAUGGUGCUGGGGGCAAACCAGUACCCAAACAUAAGGAUGACAUGGUGGAGCGGGAAUUUAAUCGUCUUUUAGAAUCGGCCAGUUAUUUGUCACAUCAAUUAGACUUCAAUUAUGCUGGCAAUAAUCCUGUCUCUUUGGGUCAGGCUUUAGAGUGGAUUAUAAAGUUACAGGAAAAAGCGGUCAAGGAGAAACAAGUACAAUAUUUAACACAUCUGUGUGAGGCACAAAAGGCUAUUUUGGAAAGUCAAAGAAAAUUGUCCGAAGUUUUGGCACAAAUUAAGCAUUUGAAACAGUUGCAUGCUAAAUUGCUGCGCACGCGUCCUCCACGCAGCGGUGAGUCAGACAACGCAGCGGUAGAGCAUGAAUUUGAGACUCGAUCUACUUACUAUGAAUGGACCAAGGCAGGUAAAUUGUAUGAAGAACUAAAGAAAGAAGAUGAAAUUUUGCAAAAUAAACUUAAGGAUUUGGAAUCAAACCCGCCAAGUGAUGUUUAUUUAUCAUCAAAAGAUCGUCAAAUAUUAGAUUGGCAUUUUGCCAAUCUUGAAUUUGCCAAUGCCACACCCUUAAGCAACUUGUCGCUCAAACAUUGGGAUCAAGAUGAUGACUUCGAAUUCAUUGGCAAUCACACCACCGUGCGUAAUGGUUAUUCCUGUGUACCCAUAGCUCUGACCGAAGGUCUCGAUUUACGUGUCAAUACUGGUGUUAAGACAAUCAAAUAUUUUCCUACCGGAGUGGAAAUUGUGGCCGAGAACUUGAAAACCAAUAACUCCUCAGUAACCUAUAAAGCUGAUUUGGUAUUGUGUACCCUAACACUGGGUGUAUUGAAAAUAGCCACCGCUAAAGUGCAAUCUCAGCAGUCGAACACGGUGACGUUUGAACCGCCCUUGCCGGAUUGGAAACAACAGGCCAUACAGCGUUUGGGUUUUGGCAAUUUAAAUAAAGUGGUUUUAUGUUUUGAUCGUAUAUUUUGGGAUCCGAAUACAAAUCUGUUUGGACAUGUGGGCAGUACUACGGCCAGUCGUGGUGAAUUGUUUCUAUUUUGGAGUAUAUCUUCCUCACCGGUGCUGUUGGCUUUGGUGGCGGGACAGUCGGCCGCUAUAAUGGAAAACGUUUCCGAUGAUGUUAUAGUGGGCAGAUGUAUUGCGGUUUUGAAAGGCAUUUUCGGCAAUGGUUCGGUGCCCCAGCCCAAAGAAACUGUGGUAACACGCUGGCGUGCUGAUCCCUGGGCCAGAGGUUCUUACAGUUUCGUUUCGGUAGGCUCAUCGGGCAGUGAUUAUGAUCUAUUGGCCGCUCCCGUUAUACCACCAAAUCCUACUAAUCCGAAUCCCAAUCAAGAACUAGAUGAACUACCUCGCCUGUUCUUUGCCGGUGAACAUACGAUACGCAAUUAUCCGGCCACCGUGCAUGGUGCAUUUUUAAGUGGCCUACGCGAAGCUGGCCGCAUAGCUGACUAUUAUUUGGGUUAUCCGGAGGGCACACCAACGGAUAUUGGCUAUUCUGUGGUGGAAGCUGCCAACACUGCCUCUGUGGGUGAUACUGUCGAUUUAGUGGAUAUUGCUCAUUCUUCUGACUCAUCUUCUAAGACUUCCGAUGAAAAAUCCAAUCCUGCCGAUUCCAAUGAGUGAGAUUUUCUAUAUAUAUUUUUCUUUAGUCUUCUUCCAGAAAUAAGUUUUGCAAUCUUUGAUUUGUUGACUUUGUUAUAAUAGUUUUUAGUUUUUUUUUUACAUAUUUGUAUACCUUAAAUUUAUGUUAAUUUUUUUUUUUCUCAUUAUCUUACGUAUUCUGCUAUUUUUCCAUGACUGUAUAUAGAAUUUAUAACGAAACCAGGUUUCGCUGAAUUUUAAUAAACUGGUAAUAAUUAAUGUUUUAAUAUAUGUAUAUUUAAAAAAGAAAUCUAAAUGUGAAGUAGCAGCAUAUAA